Ilex paraguariensis (yerba mate) is the source of this 285-nucleotide messenger RNA. NCBI's taxonomy places the organism in Eukaryota, Viridiplantae, Streptophyta, Magnoliopsida, Aquifoliales, Aquifoliaceae. The record is from the annotation of a GenBank genome assembly.
AUGAUGGUUAUAGAAGCCAAUCAUGAGAUUGAGCCUCAAGCUGACGGAAUCACUUUCAAAUCAUAUCUUACAAGAUUUGUUGUUCCUUCAAAUGAGUCUGGCUCCAACAGUAACUUUUAUUACUCCUUUGAUGCUGGAGGAGUACAUUUCAUCAUGUUGGGAGCAUAUGUUGACUACAACAGUUCUGGUGCCCAAUAUGCUUGGCUGAAAGAUAACCUGGAUAAAGCAACUCCGCAGUGUGACCCCUUGGCUUGUAGCUGCAUGGCAUCUGCCUUGGUACAAUAG